AUGCCAUACCCCCUGGAAAAGAUCGCACCGUACCAGUUCGAUUGGAAACAACCUCUCAAUUCCUUAACUGACUAUCAGGGUUCGGACACGUCAUGUGAAUCCCAAACAUGCGAAUCCCCAAGCAUCGCCUCACAGCAGACCGCACUAUACAGGCCCGUUGGCCGGGAAGAGUCGCUGGCUACCGAGCAACACGACCCGGCGCUUGACCUGAUUACCACCCAUCAAAAUCUCACCAUGAUGAGCCAGUUUCUUCUUAAGCUCGAGACACGCACUAAGACCGUAUCCAAAAUUGACGUCCGAAGAACCCUGGACGCAAUCAGCAACAACCGUCAAUAUACAGCCGAGAUGAACAACAUAUUUGACUGCAGACAGCUUGUUGACGACAUAAGGGAACUCACUUCGGAUCUCUAUGCUCGAAUUUUUGACCUUGACCAUGAGAUGAAGAAGAUGAGUCGCGAGAAUCGAGACGCUGCUGGGCAGUCGAUGUCUUUUCAGCUGCACGGGGAGAGCUAUGUCAAGAAAUGGAUCCAACUGGAAAUUGACAACAACGCAAAGCGCGAGGGGGAGACAUGCUGGUACACUGUCAAGGACCUGAAGGCUCAGCGCCAUAUUCGCGAGUGGAUGGAGUACUUGCGUCGCAGGUACGGCGCGGGGAAUGCUCUGGCGGAGGAGUACGAGCUUGUCAAGUCUGCCUGGAGCUAUCUCGACAGGAGCCUUCGUCCGCCGUGGCCGAGGUAUCCCAUCUCUGUCAAUGACUUCAUUGAGGAAUGGAACUCCAUGCGAGCAGCUGGUGCAUUUGAGUGCGCCUUGGAAGAUCCAGCCCGGCAGAACCGUGAAGAUGAGGUGUCUCUGAUCACGCUUCGGGAUCUCUGGACUGACAGGAUGGCUCACCAGUCACUGCAGUCCACGAAAUGA
Molecule: messenger RNA, 915 nt
Organism: Neoarthrinium moseri
Lineage: Eukaryota; Fungi; Ascomycota; Sordariomycetes; Amphisphaeriales; Apiosporaceae
Exons: 1
Coding region: 1-915 (304 amino acids)
Source: RefSeq, a predicted model, not a curated record